Molecule: messenger RNA, 2701 nt
Organism: Leptinotarsa decemlineata (Colorado potato beetle)
Lineage: Eukaryota; Metazoa; Arthropoda; Insecta; Coleoptera; Chrysomelidae
Product: protein lin-28 homolog
Biological process (GO): pre-miRNA processing
Cellular component (GO): nucleus; cytoplasm
Molecular function (GO): mRNA binding; zinc ion binding
Source: RefSeq, a predicted model, not a curated record
AGCGUCAUUCAAAUGAAUGGAUUCAGAUCCCUGGGAGAUGAAGAAGAAGUGGAAUUUGAGUGCCAAAUUUCCGAAAAGGGUUUAGAAGCGACAAAAGUAACUGGUCCGCAGCGUCUGGACUGCAGAGGGUCCCACAGAAGACCGGUAUCGAAGAAACGCUUCAGAAAAAUAAGAUGCUAUAACUGUGGAGAAUUCGCUAACCAUAUAGCAGCAAAAUGUCAACUUGGUCCUCAGCCGAAACGCUGUCACAAUUGCAAAAGCGAAGACCAUCUGGUUGCUGACUGCCCCACAAGAACUGAUAGAACACCAAAAACUGGCGAGGGGUCCAGAGAUGGACAGUCCACCUCUGCGGAACAAAAUGGCAACGGCGCUUCUACAAGCUCCGCUGGUCCUUCUGGCGCCACCUCGUAGGAAUCUAAGGAAGCUAGUAAAGAAUAGAUGUAAGGAAACUGAGUACCUCUUUGUGUUCAUUGAUUGUAAUUACGUUAGGUGUCGGUAAUAUGUAAAAAUGAGCAGAAACUUUGUUAAGAGGUGCACGAAGGUGUGGAACUGAUUUUUGUAUUUGAGCUAAUUUAUAACCUUCAUUUCCAGUUAUUUCUUUUCUGUUUGCGAUUUGAGACAAACACAAUACAUAAUUCUUGAAUUGAAAGAGUUCUGGGUAUGAACAAGUUUUAUGGAUUGAAAAAAAUCUAAACCAUAUAAAAAUAUAACAAGUUUUUUCAAUUAAGGUGCGAGUUGUUGAGAAAUUCACAAUAAUUUUAGAUCAGUUGUACCGAAGGGCAUCAGGAUCACAUAGUGUUAUUUUGUUUUUUGAAUAAUUUCCACUCUAAAAAUCAAAAUUGAAUUUGAAACUCGAAAUUUCCACUUAUUAAAUCGAAAUUAAUCUGAUAGUAGCACUAGAGAGUAUCUAAAUAUGUUUCUUAUUCAUACUAUGUGGAAUAUUCGAACUCUUGUGGUAAAGAUGAUUAUCAAAGUGAAUUAUAGAAAAAGCAUUCGACUUUGCUUUGCUUCGAUAUUGCUGAAACGCAAUUUUUUCCGAAGGGUGGUUUUUAUUUUGAAUUUACUUUGCGGCUAUUGCCAGAUUAUUGAUUUCCAUAAGUGCAAUUUUUUCACAAAUUUUGAGCAUGGAAUUCGACAGUGACUUUGAAGUUCUCCCACAAUUUCACACUGUAAAAACCCCAUCCAUCAAAGAUUAUCUCAUCGAAUUAACAUAUCGCGCUGUGAAAUAAAGGUCUUAAAUAUAAGUUUCUCCGUUUUUUAUAUACUUUUCAGUUUUUCAUGGAAACUGCAUGAUUUUAGUUUCAGAUUAAGGAUGUAACUAUAUUUGUGAAAACUGAAGUUCGUGAAAAUGUAUUUUUGAAAUGCCAUUUAGUCAUAAGAAAUAUACAGGAAUUUAGUACAACACCAUUAUUUUGAGAGGCGCAAAAUUCAAAAUUUGUAUUGUACAAAGUAUUUCAAAAUUCUGGUUCUCAUUGGUGACCAUAACAUAGAUUCAUGAAUUUUUCGAAUAAUUUUAAUCCACCACUGAGAUUCAGAUCAACAAUUUUGAAAAACUUGGUAUGAUUGUGGCAGAUUAUUUAUUGAGUCAUUGUUUUUUAAAAUAUUUGUUUAUAUUUUUAUUCAAAUUAUCACAACAUUAUUUAUUUUGACGUUUUUAUUGCCAGUUUUUCAUUUUCUAAUUUUAUAACAAAUUUUCAAAAGGAGAUAUUUUGCGUAGAGUGUGGCUAUUAUGCAACAUUCUUUCAAAAUGGCGUCUACUACAACACGGAGUACUUAAUGACACUCACGUUGAAUAAGAAAUACAACAUAUUCAUAAUUUUAGUCAUUAGUUGAAACCAUUUAUUUUUAAUUUGUGUAAGUUAUUAGUUUUAAGCCUCCUGAACUACCUAUCAAAGUAGCAGGUUACAAUAGAACUCGUCUACCUCAUUGUGUACAGUUGAUAUUUUUAAAACGAAUAAUUUGAAUGGUUCCUAUGUGCCACGUUUGUAUUUCUAAGAGUUUCGAAAAAAGUACCUGAUAUAUCAUUGUUUUCAUUCCAUGCCUUAUACUACUGGACUGGCUAUACAGUGCCCUGGUUUUCUUAAUUCCCAUGUGAGUUUAAAGUUAUUACCUGAAUACACCAUAAAGUACCAAUAAUUUACCAUUUGAUGAAUUUCAAUUUUUUUUCUUUUCAGGAAUACUUUAUGAAAUAUAUUUUUUUUACAUUUCAGUAAAUUUUUCUUGCGCAAUAAGCCAUUACGCAAGGUUAAAUGAAAUAGUAUAUUUUGAAUAGUCACAAGUAAUUAUUUUUCAUUUUACUAUAGGAUUAAGUUGAAGUCAUUAUUUUGUUGAAAUAUGAACAAAAUUACGGUAAUUUACGGUAAGUUAAUUCAUGAUUGAAAAUUUAUGAUUAUUUUACAUAUUCCAAGAUGUUAAAUCUUAUAUUGAAUCUCAUUCUUUCAAUCAACUCAACACCCCAUGUAAAAUUGAUUUGAUAAAGUGGCACUGUGUAACUAGUUUGUUAAUAUUAUUUAGUUGUGAGAAUCCACACAGGUCUCAGUAGAUUCAUUUCGAAUAUCUGCGAAUGUUAUGAAUAUAUAAACAUUCAUAUCGAAGACAUUAUCAUGUAUAACAAAAUAGACUGAUUUUUUCUGCUCAGGGAAUUAUAUAAGCAUUGUUUCUGAACCAAAUACUUAGUUGUAUUAUCCCAGAAAUACGUAAU